CAUUUGCACCCACUGUCACUCCUAAUGCAGCUCGCAACUGUACACAGCUGAGUAGGGAAUUCAUAUAUUUUAAUAAAAAAUAGUAAAGUUGCACUAUUUUAUUAACAAGUGCACGUCGUCCUAAAAAAACAUCAUGCGCCGUCAGUUUUUUUGGAAGGUUUCUGUAUCAUUACUGCUAAUAUUGGCUCACAUAUCAGUUCAAGCAAAAAAACAAAAGACAUCAGUUAUUACAGGAAUAGAUGAAAUAAAAGAAUUUAAAAAGUUACUUAGGACUAAGACAAACAUUUUGAUAAUGUUUGUAAAUACACUUAAGCAGUCUCAGAGUGUUACGGAUGUGUUCAAGGAGACUGCAGAUAUGAUGAAGGGGCAGGCGACACUAGUUAUUGUUGAUUGUAGUACUAGUGAAGGCAAGAAAUUAUGUAAAAAAUUAAAAAUAUCACCUGACAAACCAUACACUAUAAAACACUACAAAGAUGGAGAGUUCCACAAAGAUUAUGACCGGAGUGAAUCAGUUAGUUCCAUGACUAACUUUCUCCGGGACCCUACUGGAGACCUGCCUUGGGAAGAAGACCCGGAGGCCGCUGACAUUUACCAUUUGCAAGAUGGAGAGGCAUUAACGAAAUUUUUGAAAAAAGGCGCUGCGGCUUACAAAAAAUGUUUGAUAAUGUUUUACGCCCCUUGGUGUGGUUACUGCAAAAGUAUGAAACCAGACUACGUGUCGGCAGCCGGAGAUUUGAGGGGUGAAGCUCUACUGGCCGCGAUCGACGUGGCCAAGCCCGGCAACGCUAAGAUCAGACAGCUGUACAACAUCACUGGUUUCCCCACCUUGCUGUAUUAUGAAAAGGGGCAGCUGAAAUUUCCGUACAACGGCGAGAACAAGAGGCAGGCGAUCGUGGAUUUCAUGAGGGACCCGUCAUCGCAGCUCAAACAGAAGAAACCUGAGGCCGCCGCCGACGAGAGCUGGUCCGAGGACUCCGACGUUGUACAUUUGACAGAGGCCAACUUCAAGUCCGUGUUGUCGGCGGCCGAGCAUGCGCUGGUGGUAUUCUACGCUCCUUGGUGCGGUCACUGUAAACGCAUCAAACCAGAGUUCGAGAAAGCUGCCACUAAGAUAAAGUCAGACCAGAUAAACGGUAUACUGGCCGCCGUGGACGCGACGAAGCAACCGGAGCUGGCGUCGGCCUACGGCGUGAAAGGCUACCCCACACUCAAGUACUUCCACAACGGCGAGUACAAGUUCGACGCCGGCCACGCCAGGCAGGAGGACCAGAUUAUUAGCUUUAUUAAGGACCCGAAGGAGCCGCCGCCGCCGCCGGCGCCCGAGCGGCCGUGGGCCGAGGAGGAGUCCCCGGUGCGUCACCUCGACGCCGCCACCUUCCGCACCACGCUUCGGAAGGUCAAACACGCGAUCAUCAUGUUCUACGCUCCAUGGUGCGGGCACUGUAAGAGCACGAAGCCCGAGUUCGUGAAGGCGGCCACUCGGUUCGCGGACGAGUUGAUGGUGCUGUUCGGCGCGGUGGACUGCACGGUGGAGGCCAAGCUGUGCGGCGAGUACUCCGUACGCGGAUACCCCACCCUCAAGUACUUCAGCCACUUCGACCGCCGCGUCCAGGACUACACCGGGGGCCGACAGGAGGCGGACUUCGUUUCAUACAUCCACACCGCGAUGGGCGAGACGGCCCAGAAGGCGGCGGCGUCGCCGCAGGCGGCCGGCUUCGGCGGCAGCGUUACGCUCGCCUUCGACGCGGACUUCGAAACCACGAUCGGAUCCAGCAAACCGGUUUUCGUCAUGUUCCAUGCCAUAUGGUGCGAUCACUGCGUCGCUGCGAAACCGGCUUUCAGUAAACUAGCGACGGCUCUAAAGACAGAAAACUCUCCAAUAACAGCAGUCGCGGUAGAGGCCGACAAGAACCCGAAAGCCGUGGACCUCGCCGGCAUACAAACGUUGCCCACCUUUAAAAUAUUCGCCGACGGCAAGCUCAUAGCCGACUACGAGGGGGACCGCACCGUCGAAGACAUGUUGAAAUUCUGCAAGUCCCAUGCCAAAGUAAAGGACGAGUUGUGAUCGUUGUGAUAUUACACACUCUUUUUACUGCAAGUCAUGGUGCAGUAUCACUUGGAUCAAUACUAUUCCUUAUACUUAUUUAUCGUUAGUAACAUUUUGUCAUUAGUGAGCGAUGAAAUUAUGUUAGUACUCGCUUUUGUUGUUGAUGACGUCCUGUAACCGGUCUUAUGUUUUAGAAAUUUUAACACAGACAUAGUGCAUAUUGAAUUUUUUCAUCACAC
Molecule: messenger RNA, 2286 nt
Organism: Cydia splendana
Lineage: Eukaryota; Metazoa; Arthropoda; Insecta; Lepidoptera; Tortricidae
Product: protein disulfide-isomerase A5
Exons: 12
Coding region: 134-2065 (643 amino acids)
Biological process (GO): protein folding
Cellular component (GO): endoplasmic reticulum
Molecular function (GO): protein disulfide isomerase activity
Source: RefSeq, a predicted model, not a curated record